This is a messenger RNA of Peronospora farinosa, 972 nucleotides long. Lineage: Eukaryota; Oomycota; Peronosporomycetes; Peronosporales; Peronosporaceae. The record is from the annotation of a GenBank genome assembly.
AUGACGACGCCAAGAGACCCAAGUCUAUUGCGCAGGUGCGAAGAUUUUCUCUUUCAUCCAACUGUGCGUACGUUAUCACUCGCUCAGCGCGUAGACUUUCUUGAGAAAAAGGGUUUGUCUCCAGAGGAAAUUACGCACUGUUUAAAGAGUGUAGAUAGCCGUAAUGGGCUCUCACAAUUAACACAACGUACAGCUGAACAUUUAGCGUCCAACGUUGACAUUCACAGGUUAACAACGUUGAAAUCAGCGCCGAAAUCGUCUUUCCAGCUGCUCCAGAACAUUGUCAAGAAGUAUGGCGUCGUAAUGCUAUUGCUAAUGCUAUUGGGCUAUGGCUACUCGCAAGUCAGACGGAGAAACACAGAGCAGAUGCUGCUGAAAUAUGAAGCAGAGAAGAUACAGCGCAAAAAGCGCUUGCACUCGAGAGUAGAAGCGCUGCUGAAUGUGGUGAAGCAACAGCAGACGCAGUAUAAUCAGGCAGUGAAGCUUUUGGGAGCUCGAGUGACAAAGAUGUUAGCAGUAGAAAAAGCGGCGACGAAACGGGUGACAAUGUCGAAGGAUAGUUCAUCGGUGACGACGCAGUUGUCGCGAGGAUUGGAGUUCCAAGCACUGCAGAGCGAGCUUUUGGAACUGAAGAAUGCCGUCGUCGACACUUAUGUGCACCCUCGAGCUGACAAGAGGAGUGUGGACACAAAGAAGGAGGUGUCGAUGCUGCUACGACCGACUGUGACAGACAAGGUUGUGCAAAAGAUUGCGGCCCCUACACAGCGUGUUGAGAGCUCCAAGACUGUUGAUACUCUUUAUAAGAAGGCUGCGAAAAAGACACGUCAGAUAGUUGCACAGCCACACAAGAAAGCAUACAAAAAGCAGAGCGGGAUCAGAGAUCAUACUACUAUGAGCUCUGAGGAGAUCACAGCGUGGUUUGAACGAGGUCAGGUUGAAGAGGAGCUUUGUCUUUUGCUUGCGACAAAGUAA